AUGUCUACUUGUCAAUCAAUAUUGUUUUAUUCCUUUUUUAAAACACUGGUUGACCAAAAAGUAACUGUAGAAUUAAAGAACGAUUUGGCCAUCACUGGCACGUUAAAAUCAGUAGAUCAGUUUUUAAAUAUCAAGCUGGACAAUAUUCAUGUCGUCGAUGAAGAAAGAUAUCCACACAUGGCUUGUGUCAAGAACUGUUUUAUCAGAGGAUCCGUCGUUCGAUAUGUCCAACUUCCUGCUCAAGCAGUUGAUACAGCUCUCUUACAAGACGCAGCCAGAAGAGAAGCAGCUCAGCCAUCCACUGCUCAACAAGCUAAUGUAAAAGUAAAAUAA
Molecule: messenger RNA, 333 nt
Organism: Rhizopus microsporus ATCC 52813
Lineage: Eukaryota; Fungi; Mucoromycota; Mucoromycetes; Mucorales; Rhizopodaceae
Product: U6 snRNA-associated Sm-like protein LSm2
Exons: 3
Coding region: 1-333 (110 amino acids)
Biological process (GO): mRNA splicing, via spliceosome
Cellular component (GO): precatalytic spliceosome; catalytic step 2 spliceosome; U4/U6 x U5 tri-snRNP complex
Molecular function (GO): RNA binding
Source: RefSeq, a predicted model, not a curated record